Klebsormidium nitens is the source of this 3213-nucleotide messenger RNA. The record is from the annotation of a GenBank genome assembly. NCBI's taxonomy places the organism in Eukaryota, Viridiplantae, Streptophyta, Klebsormidiophyceae, Klebsormidiales, Klebsormidiaceae.
AUGCAUCGGGCAUUCCCAAUCCUAGAACCUUCUAUAGUUCAGUUAAUUGUUGACGAAUCGGGUGAGGGGGGCAUAAGCGAUGCGGUGAAAACCCUCAGCAGCCUUGCGGCAGAUGCGGAAACGGAGGCUGCAAGCAGCAGUUCUCCCCAAGGAUCCAUACAUCCGAUGGCGAAGCAGUUGGGGAGUCCGUCUAGCAACUGUGUGGAUGACAACGUUGCUAUGGACAUGGCAAUUGCUGCAUCUUUGGCGGAUCAGAAGGUGCAGCGUUCAGUCAGCAACGAAAGGUUGCAGGUAGAGACCGCGGACAGUGGAUGCUGGGAUGCUGAGAGUGGGUGGGAGACUAUCGAUCCAGCAGUCGCAGCUGAGUGGGGGGCCCCUCCCCCCCUUGUUCAGAGCAACACGAUUAGCACUGGUUCUGGACUGGGUUUCUGGGACGACAUACCAGUCCAAUCGACUGCACCUGUUCCUAGAGGGACCGAGAUGCCUCCAGCUCAGUCAGAGGGAUCUUUGGUUGCUAGUUGGGGUACAGAUUGGACACCGCCUGAGACUGCCUCCCGUGAAGACUCCCCAAAGGCGUUGAAUGAGCAAGAAGCAGCGAAGGAGCCAGGUGCGCAAGCAAUGGCAGCAAUUCUCGGCGAAAAUUGGGCCAAAGAGCCCCUGUGGAACUCAUCCGCGGGGUAUGGUGACUUGACAGUUGAGAAUAGGGAUCCAGCACUGGGGCGGUCAACAUUGCAGGCUGUCAAAGGCAAGACAACACUGAGACCUUAUGCCCCGAGAAUCGCAAUAGGGGCAGGUAAAGAAGAAGGCAAGAGGCCUUACAGUCCAAAGGUCCUUAUUGAUAGAAUAGUUUUGGAGACGAACGCAGUAGCAACUCAUGACCCACCCAAGGAGUCGCUUAGCAAAUCGACAGAGACGUUUGAAACAAUCAGAAGUGAUCUUCCAGAGGAUGGUGAGGCAGAAGUUCUCAGGCAGCUGAAAGCCAUGUUUCCAGACGUUGCAGACAGUGUCAUCUGCAAAGCAUACAUAGAUUCAGAGUCAGAUGCCAACAAAGCUGCAGAAGCCCUCUGUCAAACAAAGGAAGCUACGUUGAAUACGAUAGAAGGCACAGCAGCAUUAAAAGAUUGCUCAACUUUCGCUCCUAUCUCCUGGGAAGGCAAGCCACCUUCUUCAGGCAAGCCAGAAAAGUCUUUAGACUCUUUCCAGGAUAAUCUGCUGCAUGAUAAGGGUGCAAAUCCUGAUCCUGGUCCGAAACACAACCUAGUCCCCUCGCGCCAACAUCCCAACCCGUUCACAGAGGAUGAUUCCGAUUCAGAGCACCCGACAGCCUCUCGAGGUCAGCUAGUCUCACCUAUGACCGCCACCAGCAGCUCUCGUGGCACGUCACCUCUCAGUAGUUCGGUGACAAGUCCUGCCACCAGCCCCAGAUCCCGGAAGAAGGGCAAGAAAGAUGUUAGGCGGGUGACAGGGACGACAAGCAGCAGCAGCAGCAGCGAUGAUGAGGCAAAGAAUACCAGGAGGGACAUGGUGGACUUCAUGGUGUCAAUGCUGGGGGGAAGUGUGCCUGUGGCCGUGGUGGCAGACGUCAUAGAAAACCUGAAAGGGGACUUUCAGCAAAGUAUGAAGUGUCUACUCAGCAUGUCUGCUGGAUCUGAGGGGGGCCUGAUCGGGGAGGAGUUUGGCGCGAUGGUGGACGGUUCAGAUGGGGCUGGGGAUCUUUCUGAGAGUCCAAGUAGGCCCAGCUCAGAUGGCGAAGAGGAGGAUCCAGGGACAACUCUUUUGAACAUUUUCGGAGCUGACAAGAAAGAAACGAUUCAUCAAGUUCUGAAGGAGAAAGGCGGGAACGUUGGAGAUGCGGCGACGGUCCUGAUGGCCAUGUUCGAGUCCGAGACGGGAGCAAGCAGUGGAGAUGACCUUGCAAGAUUGCAGCUUGUGGAGGAUGAACCCGUCGUAGAAGAGGAUGAUUCGGAAGAUCCUACUAAAAUCAACGUGGAGCAGCUGAUGGCCCACUUUCCCCUUGCGGACAAAAGUGCAGUACGGUCGCUUCUUCGCAUCAACAACAACUCUUUUGAGGACACUGCCAAGAUGCUGUACGACAGUGGCCUCAUGCCCCGGGGCCUGGACGUCGCCUCCCUUUCCGACCACCAAGCGGCCCAGCCAACGUACGCGGAGCGUAGCGAGCGCAGCCACUUUAGCCAACACCAACCUUUCCAAAUCGGCUCUCUAGUUGCUGGUACGCGAGCUCGGCCGGUGACGCCUCCUUACGGCAGCGGCACCAAACCGCCUGGGGGGUACUACGAAGAACCUAGCUUCCACCAGCCGCGGGCCCACCUUCAACCCUUGUUCAGAUCUGAAGAGUUUCCGGAGAUUGGCAGGGAGAUGCCUGUUUUCAGCGAAGCCCCGGACGACAGAGCACCUGUCCAAGAGAGCCACAACUCCCUCUUCCUCAAAAACCGUUCUGCCACCAACAAGCACUGGAGGGCCUGUCAGUACUAUUUCGCUGAGGCUGCCAGGGCCAGGGCCAACCGGGAGUUUAGUCGCGCUGAGGCCCUCAAAGAACAGGGCCGGAAGCACAAGCGGCUGGCUGAGGCUGCCAACCAGGUGGCCAGUAGCAAAAUCUUCUCCGAAAAGAACAAGACCAUCCGGAACUCGGUCAAGAUCGACGUGCACGGGCAGCUGGUGCAGGAAGCGCUUGGGCAUGUUGACGACCACCUCAAAAGCCUUUCAAACCUCACAACCAUUUCGUAUCUGAGCAUCAUCACUGGGAGGGGCCUGCACAGCGAGAACGGCAAGGCGAAGAUUCUGCCAGCCGUACAGAAGUACUUGCGGGAGAGGGGCUACACGUUCUAUCAGGAGAACCCCGGGUGCAUAGUGGUGGACUUGAAAGCUGAACGGCAAGUACCGAACAGUCUUUCAAGUGCAGAAGACGCGGAUAGUCGACCUUCUAGUGCUGAAAGCUACGAGGAAAGGCCAGGUCGCCUCGAAGGAGCGGGUAACGGGCAGGCUUCUUACAGGAAGUUGAACCUGGCUUGAGUUCGCACUCUUUCUGCGACCAAGGUAUUGAGUUCCUAGGUACGAAUAGAUAGCACGAGGUUCUAUUUCAUUGUAAUUAGAGCAGUUGAUGGCACAGGUGCUCCAUGGCGGUUCGGUUCAUCGAUGGUGCGCAACUCUUUGGUACAAGGCUCGCUCGUGUUUUGAAUCGGUUGUCAAUUGCUC